Ilyonectria robusta is the source of this 391-nucleotide messenger RNA. RefSeq lists its product as uncharacterized. The annotation marks the transcript as partial. The record is from RefSeq and is a predicted model, not a curated record. Lineage: Eukaryota; Fungi; Ascomycota; Sordariomycetes; Hypocreales; Nectriaceae. Gene Ontology annotation, molecular function: protein binding. The transcript has a single exon.
UAUUUUACUACAGAUCUCAUACUAGCGUCGUACUAUAGCCAUCGUGUCAUUAUCAAGCUACUUCUCGGAAAGGGCGCCGAGAUCGAGGCGAAAGACAGUAUGGUCGGACUCCGCUAUCGUGGGCCGCCCGGAAUGAGCACGCGGCCAUCGUUAAGCUACUGCUCGAGAAGGGCGCCGAGUGUGAGGACGAAGAUGGUCGGACGCCGCUAUUAUGGGCCGUCCGGAAUAGGCACGAGGCCAUCGUCAAGCUGCUGCUCGAGAAGGGCGCCGACGUCGAGUGCAAGGACGAACGUGGUCGGACGCCGCUAUGGUGGGCCACCCGGUAUGGGCACGAGGCCAUUGUCAAGCUGCUUCAACGAAAAUCUCGAUAACUACAAGACCAUACUCUUCC